AUGGGCGAAUCCGUCACUCCUCGUCGCAUCUCCGUCCAUCAAGCUCUUGGCGCCGGUCCAGUGGCCGAUGUGUUGUUAUGGAAGAGAUGGUAUGCAAGUGUUGGUGUUCUAGCGUCAGUGACAACUCUGUGGAUCUUAUUUGAGAAAGCUGGUUACAAUUUGUUAUCGUUUGUGGCUAACGUGUUGUUCCUUCUUGUUGUUAUUCUCUUCUUUUGGGCUAAAUCUGCUUCCCUUCUCAAUCGGCCGUUACCUCCACUUCCAAAUUUGGAAAUUCCUGAGGGGAUUGUUCCCAAGGCAGCUGGUGUGAUUCACGUGUAUGCCAAUUAUGCAUUGUCGAUUGCGCACAAAAUCGUGAUUGAUAAGAAUUUGAAAGUUUUCCUUCAGGUUGUUUCUGGUUUGUGGGUAGCAUCUUAUAUUGGUAGUCUCUGCAACUUCCUCACUCUUGUCUACAUUGGGGUUCUUCUCAGUCUCUCAGUUCCUUUGGUAUAUGACAAGUACCAGCACCCCAUUGAUGAAAAGCUAUGUUUAGCCCAUAAAAUAAUUCAAGCACAGUACAGGAAAUUUGAUGAUGCCGUCUUGAAGAAGAUUCCACUGCCAUCAAACAAGGAAAAGAAGACUCAGUAG
Dovyalis caffra is the source of this 624-nucleotide messenger RNA. The record is from the annotation of a GenBank genome assembly. Lineage: Eukaryota; Viridiplantae; Streptophyta; Magnoliopsida; Malpighiales; Salicaceae.